AUGGAGCCGGACGACGUGGCGGAGUACAGCCGCCAGAGCUACUGGGAGUGGCGCUACAGCCGGGAGGCGCAGCACGAAUGGUUCUCGUCCGUCCACCAGGCUGUGGUGCUGGCGCUCUGUGACGAGCUGCAGAAGGUGCUUGGGCUGCGUGAGGCGCGGGGUGCCACGGUGGCCGGCGCGGGACACGGCGGCCGGCCGGUGUUGCGCGUGCUGCACCUGGGCACCGGGAACUCGUCACUCUGCAUGGACCUCCACGAGGCCGUGCAGGCGCGCCAGCUCCCAAUUACCCUGGAGCAGGUGGCGAUGGACUACGCCCCCAACGUCAUCGCGAACAUGCAGGCGAAGUACCCGCCCGAGGUGCUGCCAAACACGACGUGGCGGGUGGGCGACGUGCGCCGUCUUGAGGCGUUUCGUUCUCUGGGUCCCUUUGACGCGAUUAUUGACAAGGGCGUGAUGGACGCAAUGGUGGCCGAUAAGGAGAGUCCGACGAUGGAGGACGACAUCGCGGCUAUGCUGCACGGCGUCGAUGGGCUCCUGCGACACGCCAAGGGAUACGGCGCUUUCAUGCAGAUCACGUGGCUGGAGCCUUACAUGCGGCUGCACUAUACGAAGGGGGACGCGUUCGCGUGGGGCGAGCAGGUGCGUCACACGCUUCUCGGCGACAGCGAUAAGUACCGUCUCUUUGUGUACACCGUAAAGCCCUAA
Molecule: messenger RNA, 705 nt
Organism: Trypanosoma conorhini
Lineage: Eukaryota; Euglenozoa; Kinetoplastea; Trypanosomatida; Trypanosomatidae
Exons: 1
Coding region: 1-705 (234 amino acids)
Source: RefSeq, a predicted model, not a curated record